CAAUCAGCCCGAUCGGAGCAAGCUUGGUAAACCUCCAAAGUAUACAAAGUCCAAACCCACGGGCGGUACUGCCCAUCGCAUCAUCAGGCGUCCGGGCGGUAUUCAUCGGUCGCGCCCGCACAUCGACGCCCACGCCGCCGCACGCUAAACCCGCCCGCUCGGCCGCUCCACGCGCGCACCGGCCCCCUUCUUCCGUCAUGGACUCCGGCUACUCCUCCUCCUACGCCGCCGCCGCCGGGAUGCACGUCGUGAUCUGCCCGUGGCUCGCCUUCGGCCACCUGCUCCCGUGCCUCGACCUCGCCCAGCGCCUCGCGUCGCGGGGCCACCGCGUGUCGUUCGUCUCCACGCCGCGGAACAUAUCCCGCCUCCCGCCGGUGCGCCCCGCGCUCGCGCCGCUCGUCGCCUUCGUGGCGCUGCCGCUCCCGCGCGUCGAGGGGCUCCCCGACGGCGCCGAGUCCACCAACGACGUCCCCCACGACAGGCCGGACAUGGUCGAGCUCCACCGGAGGGCCUUCGACGGGCUCGCCGCGCCCUUCUCGGAGUUCUUGGGCACCGCGUGCGCCGACUGGGUCAUCGUCGACGUCUUCCACCACUGGGCCGCAGCCGCCGCUCUCGAGCACAAGGUGCCAUGUGCAAUGAUGUUGUUGGGCUCUGCACAUAUGAUCGCUUCCAUAGCAGACAGACGGCUCGAGCGCGCGGAGACAGAGUCGCCUGCGGCUGCCGGGCAGGGACGCCCAGCGGCGGCGCCAACGUUCGAGGUGGCGAGGAUGAAGUUGAUACGAACCAAAGGCUCAUCGGGAAUGUCCCUCGCCGAGCGCUUCUCCUUGACGCUCUCGAGGAGCAGCCUCGUCGUCGGGCGGAGCUGCGUGGAGUUCGAGCCGGAGACCGUCCCGCUCCUGUCGACGCUCCGCGGUAAGCCUAUUACCUUCCUUGGCCUUAUGCCGCCGUUGCAUGAAGGCCGCCGCGAGGACGGCGAGGAUGCCACCGUCCGCUGGCUCGACGCGCAGCCGGCCAAGUCCGUCGUGUACGUCGCGCUAGGCAGCGAGGUGCCACUGGGAGUGGAGAAGGUCCACGAGCUCGCGCUCGGGCUGGAGCUCGCCGGGACGCGCUUCCUCUGGGCUCUUAGGAAGCCCACUGGCGUCUCCGACGCCGACCUCCUCCCCGCCGGCUUCGAGGAGCGCACGCGCGGCCGCGGCGUCGUGGCGACGAGAUGGGUUCCUCAGAUGAGCAUACUGGCGCACGCCGCCGUGGGCGCGUUCCUGACCCACUGCGGCUGGAACUCGACCAUCGAGGGGCUCAUGUUCGGCCACCCGCUUAUCAUGCUGCCGAUCUUCGGCGACCAGGGACCGAACGCGCGGCUAAUCGAGGCGAAGAACGCCGGAUUGCAGGUGGCAAGAAACGACGGCGAUGGAUCGUUCGACCGAGAAGGCGUCGCGGCGGCGAUUCGUGCAGUCGCGGUGGAGGAAGAAAGCAGCAAAGUGUUUCAAGCCAAAGCCAAGAAGCUGCAGGAGAUCGUCGCGGACAUGGCCUGCCAUGAGAGGUACAUCGACGGAUUCAUUCAGCAAUUGAGAUCUUACAAGGAUUGAAGCAUCUCAGGAUGUACACCUGCAACAGUGCAACUACAAAAUCCUUGGAAUAAAAUGAUUUUUGUUUUGUAGUCCACUUACCCAAAAUAUGCAAAGGCCGAACGGUGGGGAAAAUUCUAAUCCUGAUUUUUUUUUCAUUUUUGUUUUUCUUUGUUAUUUAUCAAUUUGAUACCGCCCAGACAAAGUUGAAAUUUAAUUGUAAAACUUUUUAUAGUACAUGGAACACGCACAACAUACUCAUUUCCUGUAGAGUAAUGCUCCGGUGCAAUCUACUUGCAGUAUUCUACUCCGAGUA
Molecule: messenger RNA, 1881 nt
Organism: Oryza sativa Japonica Group (Japanese rice)
Lineage: Eukaryota; Viridiplantae; Streptophyta; Magnoliopsida; Poales; Poaceae
Product: UDP-glycosyltransferase 91C1
Molecular function (GO): UDP-glycosyltransferase activity
Source: RefSeq, a predicted model, not a curated record